AUGUCAAAAAUCACACCAUACUUUGAUAGUGUUAACGAGCUGAGUGGACUGAACAUUGAAUACAGUGAUGGAUCAACAAAGCUUGUAGGUAGUGCAGCAGGAACACAACAAACAACUUUAGUUUUAAGAGCUGUUCCAAUUGUUUUAGUAUCGGUUUCUAGAACUUCGAGUGUAACUCUUGGAAUCUCAUUCAAAUAUGCUGAUUCAACAAUUCCAGCGACCAUUGGAACAGUCGAUGAGAUCUCAUAUCAAUCAUCAAAUCCAGGUCAAUGUCUUGUCGAUAUUAAUGGUUUAAACCCUGUUGUAUUUUCAUUUGACGAUGUUGAGAUCCGUUACCCAGUUCCAUCAUCGUCACCAGUUACUGUACCUCAGUAUUAUUAUCAAGAAUCAAAUGGUGAAUUUAGAUAUCGAUACGAUAAUGUCUUAUGUAUAGUUCUCAAUAAUGAUAUUUAA
Heterostelium album PN500 is the source of this 453-nucleotide messenger RNA. RefSeq lists its product as uncharacterized. Lineage: Eukaryota; Evosea; Eumycetozoa; Acytosteliales; Acytosteliaceae. The record is from RefSeq and is a predicted model, not a curated record. The transcript is spliced from 2 exons. The coding region runs from base 1 to 453 and encodes 150 amino acids.